Porites lobata is the source of this 3942-nucleotide messenger RNA. NCBI's taxonomy places the organism in Eukaryota, Metazoa, Cnidaria, Anthozoa, Scleractinia, Poritidae. The record is from the annotation of a GenBank genome assembly.
AUGUUUACCUCGACUCCAGUCGCGUUAAAAGGUUCUUCCAAUCCUCGUGAUAAAUCAAGUGAAGCUACAAAGACUGUGCUGACCGUCCAGUACCCAAGUAAAACUUUGAACAAAACCCUGAGUGGAAGUUAUCAGGCCAUUGGAAAGGCUUUAGCGCAUGGGGUUCCUUCGCAAAUCGCAAAUGCGGUAAUGAAAAAUCCGACGAUCAAGAAUCACAUCAUUGAAAAUACCUUGAAAACCCUGUCAAAAGAGGUAGAGUCAUUAUGUUCGAGAAAGUCAAGCAAAGAGGAUCUGGCCAAGUUCGACUUCCAACUUCUAUGCAACGAGUGGAGACAGAGAGCACCACUGUUCUUCUCGUUCUUGAUGACUUCGGCAGUGAACAAAAGGACUAAAGAGUAUUCAUGGUUCUCAAGUGUAGCCAUAGCGGGAUCAGUACUUCUAAAACAGAGGAGUGAGAAAAUGGAUGCCACUGCUUCGGUUCUUGGCAUACUUCUCAAGUCAAAGUCAGUAGAGGCAAGUGAAGUCUUAUGGAAGCUUAUAUAAUUUUUUUUAAUAGUUGAUAGUUUGAAAGAAAUCUUGCAUGAUGCAUCUACCCCCAUGACGGUUUCAAAAACUUUGAUUGUACGUUUAAUACACUGUCAUUAAAUACCAGCAGUUAGUUACAGUGUCGGAACACUUAGAAACACUAAUAAACACGGUCAUAUAUCCCAGUUAAUUUGCAGUGCAGUAGCUCAGUAAAAGUAAUAAUAGAAAGUACUUGCAUUUGCAACAGAAAGAGCACAAAAUUUUCCUUGAAAACUUCAUCUUCUACAACUCCCAGAGAUCUAUCCAAGUUUGCUUCCUUAACCCUUUAAGUCCUAAAAAUAUCAGCAUGCACAUAGUCCCUGCAGUUGAUAAUUCUAAAUUUUUCCUUCUUUUUAGUUUUAACAUACCACUAUAGAUGGACAGUUUCGAACCUUAUGUACAUAUAUUUUGCUUGCUCAACAGUCAACCAUCGGCAGAUUUGACAAGAUGAAACUGACUAAUGCAAAUUUCUCUAUACUGAGAAAACUAGAUGAGCUAGGCGAGAACCAUGAUGCAGCUAUUGCAUGUCCAGGCAAAACGACAUGUUUCAAAUCAAAACAACAUGUUUCAAAUCAAAACAAAGAUCUGAAGACUGCUCAAGAGAAAUGUGAUGCUGUCUUGUUAACACAUGCUUCCCACACCCACUGUUCUUUAGAAUGUUAAGAUGAUGUCCAGUCAGGUAUGAGAAAGCUUUUUGUGAGUCUUAUGAGUUGAUGACUUCUGAGUAAAGUUAUAAGUUGGGUCAGGGUUACGCAUUGACUAUAUGGAUCAGUGGUAUGCACUUACUAUAGUAAUAUUAAUUUGUAUAUUGUAAUCAAUAUUAAUUUGCAUCAUGCAAUGAUUGCAUGGAAGCAAAUCAGAGAGAAUCAAGUUGUUGUACUUGACUCAUGACUCAUUUCCACUUAUUUUUCAUCAGCCAAAAGGGAGAAAGAUGAAAUACAAAAGGCAGCACACCCAGGCUUCGUCAUUUCGUUUGACAACUUGGAUAUCCAUUUGGAUCGAAAGAACAUGACUAUGGAGUCACAGAACAAGGACUUCCACUGGGUAAACCAUCAGAUGGUGGAGAACAGAGUCUCUGGGGCUAUGUUGGAUUCUUCAGCUCCAAAAAGAAACCUACUUGAUGUUUGUAAUUUGAGUUUUUGGCCAUCAAUGGAGGAACAGAAAUGUCAGAGGUUGAACUACGUUGUCCCGUGUUCUAGAAUAUUGGUUAAUUACUUUGAUGUCUUAACGCCUUUGGCUGAUGCCUGCAUCCAGCAUAUUCCUCAUAAAUAUACAAGUGAAUUAUCCAAGAAAACAAAGAAGGUUUGUUUUAAAUCUGCCAUAGUUGAAUCAUCUUAAGACUCAACUCCAGGGCCCGGUUGGUCAAAGCAGGAUUAAGAGAACCAAGGAUAAGCACGAAAUUUGACUUCAAAUCUAAAUGCUUGCAAAGCAAAUUCUUGCAAUUGAUUCUUUUUGCCUAUAAGCUCUAAAGUUAUAGGUAAAAAUGAACAGAAAACAUGCUUUUGAACGAAAGAUACAGGUGCCUGGAUUAAAUUUAACCUUGGAUUAGUGAUAAUCAGCCUUUGAACAACUGGGCCCAGUUAUUAGCAAAAGCUGGAAUAAAAAGUUUGAAUUUAUAAACAUGUAGGGCAGAAUAAUCUUUUCUUUGGUUUAAACCAAUCUGUGGUAAUGAUGUAUGGUUUCAUAAAAUUUCAUUACCCAUCCUGAGAAAGGUCACCAAAAAUUCUGGAGGGGAGUGGGGUCGGGGGGGGUGGAGAGGGGGUAUUAAAGGUCUAGAUAGCAAGCACAGAAAGAGUAUUUUAUCUGGAGUCUUGUGUAAAAUCGGUACAUUAGUAAAGUAUGUCAACUUUCGGCAGUAUGAAGCUAAAUAAAAUGGUAAUUACCUGAGGGGUUAAAAAUGUUCCUGCAGGUGAUUAUCAUAGUAUGCACACAUAUGCAUAUAACUGUAACAACUAAGUGUUUGUAAUAAUGUAUUUCAGGUUCCCCUUGGAUUAAUAUUCAAAAACGAAAAUGUCAACGAGGACAUGUUAGGAAUUCUACAGCAGUUCCAUGGUUAUCUUCCUCAGACACACAAUGGUGGCGUAGAUGGUCAACUAUUUUCAGGAGACCAGCUUAUCGUUGAACGAGCAGUGAAUAUGAUAUCCUCUGUGGCCAAUGGUUACACACCCAAAGACAGACUCGAAGGAAUCAACUUACAGCUGGGUGAUUGGCACGCUGCUGUCAAACUAUUCAGUGUGAGUAAAACAAUAUUUAAAACCUAAAAGAUGAGUUAUUAUCUGUCAUAUUUUUGACAAAUUAAUGUUGAAGCUGAAAGACCAUAAUAUAAUUUUCAUUUUCUUUCAUGAUGAUUAAUAAGUGUAAACUGCGGCUCACAGCUUAUACUUCUUUGCAAGGAGUUUUAGGAGGGCUUAUAAACGGAGGGGCUUAUAUUCAAGGGGGGCUUUUAACCGGAAUAGAAAUAGCGCCUUGAAAAAGGCUAUAGCAGAGCUAAUUAAAGUAUUGUACAGGUGUGCAAUUAAGCUGCAAACAAACAUAAUAAAUCCACUUCAUGUCAAUAAAAUUCGGAACAGAAUAAGAGGAGGGCAUAUAUUGGGGGGGGGGAGGCUUAUAAUUGGAUGAAUUUUUUUGUUUACAUGUGAAUGGGCCUAUAACCAGAAGGGCUUAUUUACAGUAUCCAAUAGCAUUUUUAUUUAAUAAUCAUCAUCAUUCUGGCCCCAGUUCAUUCAAAACUUCAAGAACACUAACCACUGAAUAAUCCUCUACAUAUGGCUACUGGUUAAUUCCAUUGUUUUCCCUAAUACUUAACUGCUGGAUAUUGGUUUAUCAAUAUACAAUACCUUAUUAUAAUUUAUGCAUUAGGUUCGGCACAUGAAAAGUUCGGCAUCUGAAGUCGUUCCAAAGUCGAUAUUCCCGGCCGGGCUAGGCGUGAAGAACAGCUGAGCCGUUCCAAAUUGAAAUAGGCAUUCCUAAUUGAUUCAGAUACCAAACUUUUCAUGUACUUAAUUCAAUGUAUUAGGUUCUGCUCAUGGAAAGAACGGCGUCUGAACCGCGCCUAACACAGGAUUGUCACUAAGAUUUCAAGUUGCCGGUUAAACACAACAAGUAGGCGGGGAAUCUAAUGGCUAGGGAUUUAUUUUGGUUCUAUUUUUCUUCUAUUUUCUAAUAAAAGUAGCCGGGGGCCACUCUCUUAGUAGCCGGGGAAAAUCCCCCGGCCCCCGGCUCUUAAUGACAACCCUGCUAACACUUUGAUGUUUCUUUUAUCAUCAGUUGAUUUAUGCCAGAUUCUACAAUGGAAAAUCUGCAACUGAUAGUUGCAGAAAGACGAAAAUGUUACUGGAGAUGUACAGUCAUCAUACCGGCCAGACAGAGACUUCCUGA